AAUUCGCAUUCGUUGAAUUUUUCAAUAUUCAAUUCGCGUUCGUUGAAGAAAAAGGACGGCAGCUGCGGAAGUCGGCAAAUAUUUGUUCUUGUAUUCCAGAAUCAUCAACAACAAAAAAGUUUACAAAAGCAGAGUAUAUAAACUGUGUGUUUGUCUUAAAGAAUAAAACGAAAAAAAAAACAGAAAUUGUAAAAAAGGAGUUGGAGAAACUUAAAGAACAAAUCAAAUUACACCAAACAACUUAAAAAAUAAUUUAGCGCAGGACAGUAAAAAGAGAAAUUAACCUAAAAAAUAAAACAACAAAGUUUUUGAUUAAAAAGAGAAAAAGAGAGUUAAAAGAAGGAGAGCAAUAAAAAAGUCAUAUAAAAAGGACUUGUGAAAAAUAAAAUAAAACAGAAAACUGUUUUUGUGUUGUGCGCAUUUGAAAUCUUAUUAAAAGUUAUUUUUUGAAGAGAAUCUGCAAUGGAGAACCAAGAAAUCAUGGAUCAAUUUUUGGAAAACAGACAAAACUACAUGAUGGAUAAUAACAGUAUGCAGCACAUGAAUGUAAAUGUUGCCAGUGCCGGCUGUGAUGCAGUAGUAGGAGGAGGUGUACAAGGAGAAGUUGUAACUGCUGGUGUUGCCGGAGAGAUCUUGGGUGUUAAAUACGAUGAACAUCACGAAGAACACGAUGUUGGCGAUGACGACGAACUCAAGUACGUCAAAGAAGUGCAGCAGAGCGAAAAGUUGCAGCAACAGCAGCUGCAAACGUUGAAAAACUUGGGCCUAGACGACGAUGAUAAUAAUGUUUGUACAUACGAAAGCAAUGAGUUGGCAGAAAAAGAAACUACCAACAAUGCAGCUUACGAGUUCGGCAAUGGAAAUGGCGGUUUUGUUUUCGGUGGAGAUCAUCAUCAGCCACAACAACAGCAACCACAUCAUGACUUGUUUAAUUUGGGCAAUGGCCAUGAUACCAAUGGUCAUGAAGAUUUCGGUAACAUUGUUUCCUCAGGAUUUGAAGAAAAGAUUAAUAUGAUGGAUAGCGAAAUGGAUGGUUUUAAAAACGAGGGAGAUUUCUCCUCAACCUCCAAUGUUACGGAAUCUGUGGAAGGCUUUGUCCCCCAGGUGGAUGUCAAAAUUGAGACAAAGCCAGAACAUCAACAAGAAAUGGUCGAUGAAGAAGAACCUUCCUCUUUGGCUACAAACACAACAAAUGGCACCAGCAGUCUGAGUGAAAAUGUUCCCCCACAGACUACAGCUGCUGAAGUGGCACCACAACAAGCAAAUGCAUUUGAUGAUUUUAUGUCCAAUUUGGAGAACAAAGAAAACUCAGAUCCUUUAACAGCUCCACGACCAACUGAUCUUGACUUGGAACAGGCCCACUCUCAACUUAACCCUGAUGCUAAGGAAUUCGUACCCAGUUUUGGUUCUAAUCCUGCCUCACCAACAUCUCCCUUUGCUACAGGUAUGCAAAAUGAACCUUUAUUAAGUGACGCUAUGGAAACACAAAUGUAUUUCGGUCAAGCUCCCAGUGCUGUGCCACGUCAUCUCUUGGGAGAUGAUGACUUUGUCGCUCAAAGUCCUCGCAAAGGAAAAUGUGACAAUAGCAUGGACGCCGUUUCGGUGCCAAAAUUGUCAGAAUUCGAACAAGAAGCAGAAAAACGACCCCAUGAAUUCGAACCAGGAAAUGUUGUUGGCUUCCAGCAAAGGGACGAAGUCAUGACACCCGAUCAGGCCGUACAACAAUUACCACACGAUGAUCUUGUAGGAGAACAAGAUAAAGAAAAUUGCGAACCUACAGACUCGACUGAUUUCCAGCCUUCAGGCUUUAUGGAUCACGGCCCCGAAACCUGUGUUGAUCUUGAUGCCGAUUUAGAUAUGCAACCUGUCGCUUUAUCUGCUGAAGAUGAUGUCAUGAAAAGAUCCAUGUAUGUGGCUAGUGAUGAUGCUAUCGAGGAUGUUUUGAACAGUGUUCAGCCCAUUCCCACUGAAAUUGAUAGUGUCAACAAUUCGUUUAUAGAAGAAUCCGCCACAGAAUCGGCUGCCAAUCAAUUGGCAGGCGACAAAGAACUCUUGCAGGUGGAGGAAAAAGAACAUGUCUCGCAUUCACCCUCUACAGAGGAAAUUCAAAUGAACUUACAAAACACUCUUAAUUCCUCGAAUAAGGAUAUACCACAAUUACCCGUUGACAUGGAUAAUGCCAAUAAUAUGCAGGAAUCUAUGUAUAUGGAGCAAGAGCAUCAACAACAAGAACAUUUUGAAGAACAUCAAGAACAAGACAAAUUUUACCAAGAUGUACAUCAAUUUGAACAACAACAUGUUGAAGAACAACACUUUGAGAACGAUAUGACUCAUGAACAAGCUCAACAACACGAGGAAGAACAACAACACUUAAAGGAUGAAUUCCAACAGGAAAAACAACAGGAACUGGAACAAUCACUUCCUAAAGAAGAUUUGCCUGUUGAACAACAUCAACAAGAUUUAGAAACUUACAACGAAGAAGUUCAACAUGAAGUAAAACAACACUUACAAGAAGAUGAACAUCAUGUUGAGAAACAUAACGAAGAAGUACCACAAGAACAGGAAAAAAUCUUUGAAGAAACACCUGUACAACAACAAUAUCAUGAUGAAUUACAAAUUCAAGAUCAACCACCCCAAGAUCUCAUGGGCGAUACUCAACAAACUACGGUCGAAGCAAAUGACGAAAGUAUUUUAGCUGAUACCACAAAUCCUUUAGUGGCCACAGACAGUUUCCUAGAUAACUCUCAUUUAGCCCAUGAGCAACAACAAGAAAUUCACGAAUCAUUUUCUCCAUUCAAAAUUUCUGAUGAAGUUUCUGCAACUCCUGUUAUGGACUCUCUUCAAUUGGAUGUGUCUGAAAGUGUUGAACAAGCCAAUCUUAGUGAUGUCGUCAUGAGCCCCUCAUCUACAACCGAUGAGAAACAUUUGCACGAGGAAACUAAAGAACAACAAUUGUUCUCGAUGUCUGGUUUGGAACAGCAAAUGAGUGAGAUGAUGUUGAACAAUACCGAUGGCCAUCUUUCACAGGCAGAGGAAGUUGCCGCUACAACAGCUACAACUGCCAUCGAAGAUAUAUCUGAAAAUCUCAUUUCUCCCGAUGAGGCCGUACAUCAUGAACAAUACCAGCAACAACAACAAGAACCAAUUGAAGAACACAUGAUGGUAGAUGACUCAUUUAAUCGUCAUGAACAGGAAUGUCUAUUACAACAUGAACAAGAACAACAACAAAAGGAGCAGGAGGAAAAACAUGAAGCGGCCUUUGAGAAGGAAAUGGAACAACCUCACGUAGCCGCUGAAAUUUCUGAAUCCAUAGAAUCUCCCAUAGAGCAACAGCAACAACAUGAAUUAGAAAGUGAAAUGAUAGCAGUGGAAGAGCCCAUAAUUGAGGCCAAGCAAGCUGCACCACUUUUCACUACCGAAGAGACUGAAUUUGUAACCAAAACCGAAGAAGUUAUUGAUGAGAAACCUGAAGAAAAAUUGGAAAUACCCCUUAGUAUGGUGCCAGAAACUGCUCCAGCUGAGCUAUUGGAACCACCUAUGGAGCAACAAAAUGAGACUGAAACGAUUAAGCAUGAAGCAAAGGAAUUAGAGACAGAGCAAAAACAAAACGAGGAAUUAAUUGCUGAGCCUGUUAAGGAACCUGUAGUAGAGGAAGAGAAGCCUCAAGCAGAAGAAUGUUCUAAACAAGAAGUAGUGGAAACACCCGAAGUAAAAACUGAGAUGCCAGUAGAGGUUGUGGCUGUAGCUGCUGUUGCUGCAACUGCAGCUGCUGUGGCUGCCAAGACAGCUUCUUCACCUUCAAAAACUAAGACAGAAGCGGCUAAGAAACCUUUGGCUAAGACUGCAACUACGGCCACUAAGUCUAAAGUUGGUACUACAACAGCAGCUAAGAAACCAGUUGAAGCUGCUAAAAAACCAGUAGGUUUAGCUGCCAAGCCACGUACGGCUCCAGCUAAGCCGGCGGCUACACCUGCUGAAAAGAAACCAAUUGCAAAAACUACUACUACAACUUCGGCCCGCAAACCAUUAAGUGCUACAAGUACUACCGCCUCGAAAGUUUUGUCCAAAACCACCAGUACUACUUCGACUACACGAACAACUGCAACGUCUAAACCAGCAACUACUACUAGACCCACAACUGCACCACGCACUGUGUCUUCAACCACUACUACUGCUGCACGUAAACCAGCAACUACAAAUGGACCUUUGGCUAAACCACGUCCUGCUACGGCUCCCGCUAAACCGACUACACUUGGUUUGCCAGCAACAAAUGGUGCACCUAAACUUAAACCUACAUCUCCCCGGUCUACUUUAACCUCGCAAGUACGUAAAACAGCUCCAUCUACUGCUACUGCAGCCAAGAGUCCUGUUAAAUCGACUGCCACAAAUGGUGUCAACAAAACAGCGGCUACAACCUUGGCCUCUAGAACAAAAACUACCACAUCGACAGUAUCAAGCACAGCUGGAAAAACGUUCACAGCACGUCCAGCUCCCAAAUUUACCAGUAGCUCAAGCUCAACUACUACUACCACCUCUACUAGACGUUUGACAGUAGGUGGAACUACUACCGCCUCCACCACUACCACAACUACUAAAACUAGCAGUACUCCUUUGCGUAAGUCUUCACCUACUAAACCCGCCACCGGCAGAACACCCACAAAGUCAACCACAGCUGGAGGUUUAAAAUCGAAAACCACCAACACAACCAAACCAGACUCUCCUCCCGCUAAGCCGGCUCCCAUUAGAAAGCCAGUAGAUAAAACUGCUAUUGCUAAUGGCGACGCCAACAUUAACAAGGAAUUGAAUGGUGCUGCUGAAAAGAUAAACGCACCCGUUGAACAACAACAAACAUCUAACCAAAAUGGUGAUUUACAGGCUGUGCAAAUCGAACAACAACAAAAUGGUGAUUCCAGUAUUCCUAUGCAGACUGAAGAGCAACAACAGCAGCAAUCAUUACUAGAAUCCAGAGAUGAACAAAUUCCUAUGGAUUUAAUAAAUGCUUAAACGAACAAAUUUGAAAAAAAGCAUCAAAGACUUUCGAACUUUCAACACACAGUUUCUUUCGAAAUGAGGG
Lucilia cuprina (Australian sheep blowfly) is the source of this 5074-nucleotide messenger RNA. RefSeq names its product 205 kDa microtubule-associated protein (gene Map205). The transcript has 3 exons. NCBI's taxonomy places the organism in Eukaryota, Metazoa, Arthropoda, Insecta, Diptera, Calliphoridae. The coding region runs from base 463 to 5004 and encodes 1513 amino acids. The record is from RefSeq and is a predicted model, not a curated record.